AUGGGUGACAAUCUGCUGCAGAAGGCGAUCACCAUCGUCACGCAAGCAACCGAGGCCGAUAAUCGAAAGGAAUAUGCUGAGGCCUUGCGUCUCUACCAGCUUGCUCUGGAGUACUUCAUGACUGCCCUCAAAUAUGAAAAGAAUGAGCGAAGCAAGCAGGUCAUUCGCGCCAAGCUCAAGGACUACAUUGACAGAGCCGAGAAGCUCAAGGCUUACCUCAAGGGCAACGAGGGCAAGAAGCCAGUGGCGCAAGGGGGCGGGGGAGGCGAGGAUGAUGAAGACGGCGAUCCAGAGAAGACAAAGCUGCACAAGGCUCUGCAAGGUGCCAUCUUGACCGAGAAGCCCAACGUGCGCUGGGACGACGUUGCCGGCCUGUACGCUGCCAAGGAAUCCCUCAAGGAGGCGGUCAUCUUGCCGAUCAAGUUUCCUCAGCUCUUCCGAGGCAAGAGGAAGCCCUGGAAGGGCAUUCUUCUCUAUGGCCCCCCGGGUACCGGUAAGUCCUACCUGGCCAAGGCCGUUGCGACGGAAGCGAACUCGACCUUCUUUUCCGUCAGUUCCGCCGAUCUGGUGUCCAAGUGGCUCGGCGAGAGCGAAAGGCUCGUGCGGAGCCUGUUCGACAUGGCCCGCCAGAACAAGCCCUCGAUCAUUUUCAUCGACGAGCUCGACUCGCUGUGCAGCUCCAGGAGCGAUAACGAAAGCGAAGCUGCGCGAAGGAUCAAGACCGAGUUCCUCGUCCAGAUGAACGGCGUGGGCAAUGACGAAGACGGUGUGCUCGUGCUCGGCGCUACCAACAUCCCGUGGCAGCUUGACGCGGCCAUCAGGAGAAGGUUUGAGAAGAGGAUCUACAUCAGUCUGCCCGACGCGCCCACUCGCGCGCGCAUCUUCCAGAUCCACUUGGGCAACACACCAAGCAAUCUCACAGCGCAAGAUUACAGAAUGCUGGGCGAGAUGACCGAGGGAUAUUGCUACCCGGUGCGGGCCGUCCAGAUGGCCACGCACUUCAAGCCCGUGUACGAGGUCGACCACAACAACCCUGCCGUGUCUCGCGAGUACCUCACGCCCUGCAGCGGCUCAGACCCACUGGCGAGAGAGAUGACGUGGGUGGACGUUCCUGGCGAGAUGCUGAUGGAGCCCCGAGUCACCAUGAACGACUUCCUCAAGUCGGUCAAGAACAGCAAACCGACCGUCAACACGGCCGAGCUGCAGAAGCAAAUCAAGUUCACGGAGGAGUUUGGCCAGGAGGGCUAA
Messenger RNA from Acanthamoeba castellanii str. Neff, 1248 nucleotides. RefSeq names its product vacuolar protein sorting factor 4, putative. NCBI's taxonomy places the organism in Eukaryota, Discosea, Longamoebia, Acanthamoebidae. Gene Ontology annotation, biological process: endosomal transport; vacuole organization. The record is from RefSeq and is a predicted model, not a curated record. Bases 1 to 1248 code for a protein of 415 amino acids. Gene Ontology annotation, molecular function: ATP binding; ATP hydrolysis activity. The transcript is spliced from 11 exons.